UAUAUUUUGAUAUCUGCAGAAACGUGGUUACCUAGGUGAGAAGCUACCGUUCUAGUAACGCAGUGCCAGUUAACCUAAUCCCUCAUCUUUAACGUUAAACGUUAUUAAUCUGGACCACGUGUUUUAAUUUCAAUAGACAGAAAUCAUGUGCGAAAAAUCGAGUGCCAUGGACGUAGAAUUGAAGAAGUUAGCGAUUUCACUUUUCGAGAUCGACGCGAUCAAAUUUGGAGAAUUUGUGACCAAAGUUGGUUUGAAAAGUCCGGUGUAUUUUGACUUGAGAGUAAUAAUCUCUCAUCCAAAAGUUAUGGCUCAACUGGCGAAGGCACUGUGGAGACUGUCGGAGGACCGUGAAAACAUAUCUCAGAUCUGUGGUGUACCUUACACUGCUUUACCAUUAGCUACUUUGAUAUCUGUCGAUUAUAAUAUCCCCAUGUUAAUCAAAAGAAAAGAGGAAAAGGCAUAUGGUACAAAGAAAAUGAUAGAAGGCCAUUUCAAAUUAGGAGAUAAUUGUGUAAUCAUCGAAGAUGUAGUCACUAGCGGUAGCAGUAUUCUAGAGACUGCACAAACAUUAAGAAAAGAGGGUUUGAAGGUAACAGAUGCUCUUGUAGUGAUUAACAGAGAACAGGGUGGUAAAAAGAAUAUCGAAACUAAUGGUAUAAACAUGUGGAGUUUGUACUCGGUCACCAGUCUGUUGGCUUACCUUGUGGAAGCCAACAAGAUUACACCAACGAUUAGAAAGGAGGUACUAAACUACUUGUCGCUAUGUCAAGCUCCUGUUAUUGUUAAUCAAGUUCCAGAAUGCAGACUGAAAAUACCAUUUAACUCUCGCGCUAAUAAAACUACAAACGAGAUUGCCUCUAAAAUAUUCAAUCUCAUGGAAACAAAAGAAUCUACUUUGUGCUUGGCAGCAGAUUUAACCAAAGCAGACUCUAUUUUACAAUUAGCCAAUUUGGUAGGACCACACAUUGUGGUACUAAAAACGCACAUAGAUAUAAUAGAAGACUUCAGCUGUGAUUUUAUAAAGCGUUUGCAAGAUUUGGCUAAGAAGCACGAUUUUCUUCUAAUGGAGGACCGGAAAUUCGCGGAUAUCGGUAACACAGUGUCUUUACAAUACCAAAAGGGUAUUUAUAAAAUUGCGGAAUGGGCAGAUAUUGUUACUGUGCAUGCGAUAGCAGGAAAGAGCAUAGUAGAUGGAUUAAAAAAUGCGUUAGAAAAUGUUAACGAACCGCGUGGUAUUUUUAUAUUGGCGCAGAUGUCUUCUAAUGGCGCGUUAACAAAUGACGAGUACGUUCGGCACGCAGUAUCGAUCGCACAAAAUUCGAACAUAGUCGCUGGCAUCGUUUGUCAGUCGAAUAUAUUCACGAAUCCAGGUCUCGUUCAGCUGACCCCUGGAGUGAAGCUCGGCCAAAGUUCCGACAAUUUCGGUCAACAGUACAAUACUCCAGAAUCUGUUGUAAAAUCUGGAGCAGAUUUAGCUGUUGUUGGUAGAGGUAUCACCGAGGCAAAAGACAAGUUAGCUGCCGCGUUGGAAUAUAAGAAGGAACUUUGGACUGCUUACAAAAAGCGAUUGGAAUAAAAAGUAUUUUCCAAUUCACCUAUUACCUAGAUUCAUACAAAAAUAGCAGGAAAAUAUAUAUUGAAAGUUUCGAUGUAUGUUCAUAAUACAACGAUACGUCGAUUUAUAUUCACAUUUUUAUACAAAAAAAGAAAAAUGUUCCUACGCGUUAUUGCUAACGCUGAUUCAAUAUAUAAUGUAUAGUAAAUGUAAGAAAUGAAACAUAUUUUUGUAUGGAAAUAUAUAGUUUGACUAUUGCAUCAAA
This is a messenger RNA of Megalopta genalis, 1820 nucleotides long. RefSeq names its product rudimentary-like (gene r-l). Gene Ontology annotation, biological process: 'de novo' UMP biosynthetic process; 'de novo' pyrimidine nucleobase biosynthetic process. The record is from RefSeq and is a predicted model, not a curated record. Gene Ontology annotation, molecular function: orotidine-5'-phosphate decarboxylase activity; orotate phosphoribosyltransferase activity. Lineage: Eukaryota; Metazoa; Arthropoda; Insecta; Hymenoptera; Halictidae.